Molecule: messenger RNA, 1515 nt
Organism: Labrus mixtus (cuckoo wrasse)
Lineage: Eukaryota; Metazoa; Chordata; Actinopteri; Labriformes; Labridae
Product: protein LBH-like
Exons: 4
Coding region: 162-476 (104 amino acids)
Source: RefSeq, a predicted model, not a curated record
CGCGUCGCCCACAACAGCCCGCAUCAUCAUCAUCAUCAUCAUCAUCAUCAUCAUCAGCACCAUCAUCAUCCUCAUCAUCAGCAGCAGCAGCAUCAGUGUGAUGAAGGAGCGGAGGACGGAGACCUUGCUGCUCUGAGACACUGGAUCAGCCCGCUGACAGGAUGACUGAGGUGAUGAACUCUCUGGAGCCGGCUACGGAGGACUUCAGCGGGGGUGGCGCAGCCGCAGAUCAGGACGCAAUCUUCCCAGAUACCCAUGAGAGGUAUCCAAAGCUGUCCAAGAGGCUUCCCUCCAUCGUGGUGGAGCCGUCCGACGCGACCGAGGUGGAGAGCGGCGAGCUCCGCUGGCCGCCGGACGAGCCGAGCUCUCCGGACGCCAAAAGUGGGAGACAGUGUGCAGAGGGACAAACUGCAGGUGAUGAACAGUUGAAUGUGGACGUGGACGAGGAGGCCACGGGGGCGGAGAUGCAGGACUGAACAAAACCGUCCUCACGUGUAAUCCACUGUUACUGUGAGUGUAUACAGACCUGGAUGAAUGAGAGAGAGUCGGACAGAGUGAGCAGAUUGCAUUAAAGGAUAGAGAAGAUGGCGGAGACGGAGGAGUGAAAGGUAGACUAAACAGAUUCCCAAACACCAGAUCACGGGGGCUUGGAGCCAGAGUUGUGUUGGCACCUUCUUUAAUAAAUAAAUGUUAAAGAAAGUGUUUUUGAUUUCAUGUUCUCUCCGACACACGUGAGAGAAUGAAGAUCGAACGGGACCAAGCUGCCAUUACGACUCUUAUUGCCUUUCGGCUGUUCUCUUUUCACGAGAAGCCGACGUAACACCUGGCAGCCGACAUGUUUUUACUGUCAUAAUUUGAAGUACACACACACAUUAGACACACGCUACGACGACUGUUGUCACAUUUCCAGCUUUGUGAUUUUUGUUAUUUUUUGAAUUUGCUAAAUUGGAUUUUCUCUCUGGCUCCAAGCCUUUCUGUCCAGAUGUCCCAUGAUGUGAUUUUUUUUUUUGUAAUCCGGACAGAUGUUUCUAAAUGCUGUCUUUAAAGUAUUUAGCUCGUGUGUGCCAUAUUACUUCUACUACUUCUAACGGUAGCUGCUGUAUUUAGUGCACAGGUUUGACAUAAAGUCUGGAUGUAAAUAACGUCACCGUGUGUUGAGUGGUGACUGCUGUCGUCUGGUGAUCUUGGUUCACUUUGUAAAACUAGCUACGAUGUUUUUUGAAGUAUUUGACUAAAGAAGCCUUCAUCACUUUAUUGAUGUUACUAUAACUCGUUCUUUAAUAUCAUAUUAUUAAGUGUCUUUAUACAUUAGGUGUUCAAGGGAAUGUAACGGUGUUCUGUUUUAUUUAGGAUAUUGAAGCAAUAUGUUCACAGGAUUUUAAAGGCGCUCCAUUUUGUUACAGAAGUUGAUAAUAAUCGGUAUAUUUUAGAUGUGAGUCGCUUGUCACAGACAUGAUAUUUUUUAAAAUACUGGAAGCCUAAAUUAUUGCACAAGUAAUAAACCUUUUCAAAAUU